Messenger RNA from Aspergillus affinis, 1677 nucleotides. RefSeq names its product MFS transporter. The transcript has 5 exons. NCBI's taxonomy places the organism in Eukaryota, Fungi, Ascomycota, Eurotiomycetes, Eurotiales, Aspergillaceae. The coding region runs from base 1 to 1677 and encodes 558 amino acids. Gene Ontology annotation, molecular function: transmembrane transporter activity. Gene Ontology annotation, biological process: transmembrane transport. The record is from RefSeq and is a predicted model, not a curated record.
AUGGCCUCCCCUGGCAGUUCUAGCAGCACAUUAUCUACCCAGCAGGAGCGACCGCGAAGGGACAGCAAUUAUGCAGCCAUUCGGUCUCCCACGCUCAGUCGGCGGCCGACGAAUGUCGAACUCUCGCGGAUAGAAUCGCUGCGAACGACGCAUCAAUCGACGGUCGGAUCGACGACAGGCCCGGAGCCGCGCGAGAAAUGGCUCUCCUUUGGCGGAGGGAAGGACUAUCCUCCCCUUCUACCUGAUCCGGAGGACUAUGUGGUGGAGUUCAGCGAGCAGAACGAUCCGAUGCAUCCGCAUAACUGGCCCUUGCGGACCAAGAUCAUUCUCUCCAGCAUCCUCGCCUACGUCACCUUCGUCGCGUCCUUUUCCAGUGCCAUCUUCUCCUCCACGGUCGGAGCCACCAGCGCUCAGUUCGGCGUGAGCACGGAGGUCACGACGCUCGGCGUGACGCUCUACGUGCUCGGGUUCGCGACCGGACCGACGUUCUGGGCGCCUGCCUCGGAGCUCUACGGUCGACGAUGGCCCAUCACCGCCGGGAUCAUUGGCUACAGCAUCUUCACGAUCGGGACGGCCACGGCCAAAGACGUGCAGACUAUCAUGCUGACGCGGUUCUUUGGCGGCGCAUUCGCCGCCGCGCCCCUGGCCAUUGUGCCCGCCGCGUUCGCAGACAUGUACAACAACCGCACGCGCGGCGUCGCGAUCGCCAUGUUCGCCAUGGCCGUGUUCGUGGGCCCGUUCGCGUCCCCGUUCACGGGUGGGUUCAUCACCAUGAGCUAUCUCGGUUGGCGCUGGACCAUGUACAUCUCCGCCAUCAUGGGUUUCCUGGGCGUGGUGCUGCUGUUGCUGUUCUUCCGAGAAACGUACCCGCCUGUGCUGUUGCAGGAGAAAGCGUCGAUUCUGCGCCGGCAGACCCGGAAUUGGGGCAUACAUGCGAAACAGGACGAGGUGGAGAUUGAUUUCAAGGAGCUGAUGAGAGUGAACUUUAGUCGACCGUUUCGGAUGCUGUUCACGGAGCCGAUCGUUUUUCUGGUCACCGUGUAUAUGUCCUUUAUUUACGGUCUCAUGUACGCGCUCCUGGCAGCUUAUCCGGUCGUGUUCCAAGGCAUCCACGGCAUGAACCUCGGCGUCGGCAGCUUGCCCUUCAUUGGGCUCAUGACCGGCGAGUUCCUCGGCGGCGCUUUCACGCUGCUCGGUCAGAGAUCGUAUAAUAAGAAACUGGCCAGCAAUAACGACAUGCCGGUGUCAGAAUGGCGUCUGCCGCCAGCUAUCGUGGGCGGGAUUGCCUUUACCAUGGGGCUGUUUUGGUUCGGCUGGACCGGCUUCACGGGCAGCAUUCACUGGAUGGCGCCUACCGCGUCGGGCGUGCUGACCGGAUUCGGUAUCUACGUGAUCUUCCUGCAAUGUUUCAAUUAUCUGAUUGAUUCGUAUCUGCAAUUCGCCGCGUCGGUGUUCGCCGCCAACACGAUCCUCCGAUCGGCCGUCGGGGCGUGUUUCCCGCUCUUCUCGCGGCAGAUGUUCCAGAACCUAGGGGUGCAGUGGGCAGGCACGCUGCUGGGGUGUUUGGCGGCGAUUAUGAUUCCCAUCCCGCUGGGGUUUAUGGUGUGGGGGCCCGCGUUACGGCGGAAGAGCAAGUUUGCCCCGUCGGCGGCGGUGUUUGAGGAGAAGUCGGGGUAG